Messenger RNA from Necator americanus (New World hookworm), 960 nucleotides. RefSeq lists its product as uncharacterized. NCBI's taxonomy places the organism in Eukaryota, Metazoa, Nematoda, Chromadorea, Rhabditida, Ancylostomatidae. The coding region runs from base 1 to 960 and encodes 319 amino acids. The record is from RefSeq and is a predicted model, not a curated record. The transcript is spliced from 9 exons. Gene Ontology annotation, molecular function: oxidoreductase activity.
AUGACUGUUGGAGGUCCAACGAUCACCCUUUCAAAUGGAGUGGAAAUGCCUCAAGUUGGUUUGGGAACGUGGCAAUCCACUCCCGCUGAGGUAAAAGCGGCUGUAAUAGCAGCCGUAGAGGCUGGUUACCGUCUAAUUGACACUGCUACUGUUUAUGCGAAUGAGGGUGCCAUCGGCGAAGCUAUCCUUGAACUGAUCGAAGCCGGUAAAAUUAAGCGUGAGGAACUCUUCAUUACGACCAAGCUGUGGGCUACUCAUCUUCAUCCGAAUGACACGGAAUCUGCACUACGGGAAUCACUUCGUCUUCUCAAACUCGACUAUGUUGAUCUCUACCUAGCUCAUAUGCCAGCUUGUUUCAACCAUGAUAUGACAGAGCAGAAUCAUUCCGUAACCGUAGAAGAUGUAUGGAAAGGAUUGGAAGGCGUAUACAAAAAGGGUUUGACUAAAGCCAUUGGAAUUUCGAAUUUCAGCGGAGAACAAAUUGAACGAAUCAUGAAAACCGCAACUGUGCCAAUCCAUAACUUACAGGUAGAGCUGCACCUCUACUUCCCUCAGCAUGAUUUACAUGAUAUUUGUAAGAAACACAACAUUUCCUUAACCUCCUAUGCUACAUUAGGAUCUCCUGGACGUGUCAAUUUUUCGCUUCCCAGUGGAGCAAAAUUGGAGUGGGCUCCUGCAGCAAAUGAUUUGGAUAAUCCGAAUGUGAAGAAAUUGGCCGAGAAGUACAACAAAACUCCCGCCCAGAUCCUGUUACGUUACGUUAUGGAUAGAAAUAUUGCGGUGAUCCCAAAAUCCGUAAAUGCUUCUAGGAUCGCAGAAAAUUUCAACGUGUUCGACUUUGCCUUAGAUCAGCAAGAAAUCAAGGAGCUCGAGGCAACUCCUCAUCGGCAAAGGCUUUUCCUGCAAGAUUUCAUGGAAGGUCACCCAGAGGAUGCAUUCCCAUCGGAAAGAAGGCGUUGA